Messenger RNA from Lonchura striata (white-rumped munia), 1399 nucleotides. Lineage: Eukaryota; Metazoa; Chordata; Aves; Passeriformes; Estrildidae. The record is from RefSeq and is a predicted model, not a curated record.
GGGAGCGGGACGCGCUCGGGAUGGGAGGCGGCGGCCACUGCCCGCCGCUCGGGAAUCCUCCUUCCGCCUUCCUUCCUACUGGGGACAGACUUCAGCCGCCUUCGGGCCCCUGUGUGAGUCCAGCAGGGGAAGUUUCUUUGAAGUUAAGAGAAGGUCCCGGAAACUUGUGGGGCGGUUUGUGCAGGGAGCGGCUCAGGAGCUCCGAGGUGCGGGAAAGUUUCGAUUUGCGCUUUACUUGCCCCAGUCUUUAACGCCUUUAUUUUUUUUUUUAUUUCCCUUCUUCUUCUGUUGGUUUUGGGUUUUGUUUCCCCACCCUCUGCAGCACCCGUGAUUGGAGUUGUGACCAAAAGGGACUUUUUUCUUUCUGUGCCCGGGAUAGCUACAAGGUAUAGCCUCGUUCCUCAUUGUAUGAAUUCUUGGUAGCUGCCCCGGGUGUGCGCAAUGUGCUUUAAUGGGUACUAAAGCAGCGAAGCGAAGGAUUGUUGCCGAAAACUCUGAUUGCCUGCAGGUGAAGCAGAUUUUCUCUUCCAGAAUGAUUUUAAGAGCUCUGGUUUUGUGUUUGGCAUAUUCUGGGCUUGGAAAGCCAAAUGUGAUUCCACAGGCUGGACACAAAAAAGUGAGGAUGGGUGAUAGUGUGACUCUGAGCUGUGCCCUGACAGAACCCAUGGAGGUUCUGCAAGUGACAUGGCAAAAGGACUCAGAAGAAUCACAUGAUAAUAUAGCUACAUACAGUGAAACAAAUGGAUUCAAGAUUCAGGAGCCCUAUGAAGACAGAUUGAAUUUCACAACUUUGGAGCUCAGCAAGACAAGCAUAACUUUUUGGGACACUAGAAUGGAUGAUUCGGGAUGUUACAAGUGUCUCUUCAACAUUUUCCCUUCUGGCCCUCUCUCGGGAAAUACCUGCCUGAGUGUUUUUGGUCUCAAUGCAUCUGUCCAUCACAACAUUUCUGAAGAUCAUUUGAUAGUCAUCUGUAUUGCUAAUGGCCUCCCAGAGCCCACCAUCACCUGGAACAACCUGUUCAAUUCUACUCCUACACAGAAGACAGUCAAGCACAAAAAUGGGAUCGUGUCCAUCACCAGUAAACUGGAAAUCUACAAUCAGAGCAUCAGUGCACAGGAUUUGAUCUGCAGAGUUAGCAACACAAAUGAAACAUUUGAAUUGCCUGUGAAAAUAAAAGGAGAAGAGGGAUCGUCACUGCUUUGGCUGGUGAUUGUUGUGGUGAUUUUAGCAGUCAUCACAGUUCUUAUUCUGAUUAUGCUGUUCUGGAGGAAGAUCGUAUGCAGGAGGAGUUGAGGUGGUGAGUGGCUCCUUGAGGAUUUCCAUCUACCUGAUCAUUAGAAGCUAGCAGCCUGAAAUCAAAAUUACACGUAGUGACUUGACUGGCUGGAAAGAAGCAGC